AUGACUCUGCCACCGGCCCACGAUUCUCCGAAGGCGGACAAGACCACUCACGGCCAAGGACCUGAAGGUGUUUUCGAUGAGUUCAUUUCUGUCCUCGGAAGAUUCUGCACCGAGAGCGGGUUUCAGGGUCUGAAGGCCAUGAUCUCUGAUCAUGACAGACUUCGAGAGGAACUCAAUGACACGAGGACCGCUUUCAGCAAGAAUCUCGAAAAAUUGACCCAAGUAAUCACAGAUCGAAACGUUGAGAAAGAGGUGUUCCAGAAAAAAACUGACGAUCACAACAAAUAUUACAAAAAGGUCUUGGAGGAAAAAGCAACGGCGUACCGGAAACUUAAGACUGAACAGGACACUUCCACGACGUGGAAGAAGAAAGCUGAGCUCCUCGAGAAAGACGUCGAAAGAAUCAUGACUACCAGCAAGAAACAUGAGGCUCGUAUCACGGAGCUUGAUAGCAUCAUCAACGGACAAAAAGGCCAGCUCAAGGAGGCCAAAGAGGAAAUCGCUACGCUCAAGAGCAAGUUGCAGUCCACCGAUAACCAGCUAGGCACCAAUUCGAAGGCUUUAGCAGCCGCAGAGAGCAAGCUCGCAACAAUCAUGUCCUACACUGCUGUGAUGACAUCUUUGAGAGAUGUCAAAGUGGAAAUGAUCUGA
Molecule: messenger RNA, 651 nt
Organism: Colletotrichum scovillei
Lineage: Eukaryota; Fungi; Ascomycota; Sordariomycetes; Glomerellales; Glomerellaceae
Exons: 2
Coding region: 1-651 (216 amino acids)
Source: RefSeq, a predicted model, not a curated record